Molecule: messenger RNA, 746 nt
Organism: Phacochoerus africanus (Common warthog)
Lineage: Eukaryota; Metazoa; Chordata; Mammalia; Artiodactyla; Suidae
Product: glycine-rich protein 1-like
Exons: 4
Coding region: 1-609 (202 amino acids)
Source: RefSeq, a predicted model, not a curated record
AUGCUGGAGUUGGUAGAAUGCAAGCUAAAGGGAAUCUGCAAGCCCUGGGCAACCCGCGAGGUAAGAGCCCCCCAUUCCCAGCCCUUCCCGGGCGCUCUCCCCUCACUUUCUGUUUUCCUACUCACUUGCGAGCCGCCGGGCUGCAGCCCCAAGGACUCCGCGGCAGGAGCAGCGGCGGCGGCGGCGGCGGCGGCGGCAGCCGGUAGGCUGGACUUGAGGAAGACGGAGGGAACCCCGCGCGUCCGGAGCCGCCGCCAGCCGGCCCGCUCCCCGGGCACUUUCCCCCUCCGCCAAAACUUUGGGUCGGGAGAGGUCGGGGGCGAGGGUCGCGGCGGCCGCGCCGGCGGGGGGCGGGGGGCGCAGAGGCAGUGCCCUGCGGGCGGGAGGCUGGGGGCCGGGCUGGGGAGUAGUAGGCCAGCCGGUGCCAGGCUGCGUUUGCAACCAGCACCUCUCGGCACACAGGCAGCGCCGCCCGAGAGGGGCACGGGAGCCGGGGCGCAGGCAGGAGCAGCCCGAGGAAAACAACAACAGAGCCCUCAUGCCGGCGGGCGGCUCGUGGCCGCCCGGGGAGCCCCAAACUUCAUCUCGGCGAAAGUCACUAUCAUAUGACAAAGGCUUUGCCGCAGUUCAUCUUCCUCUCUGUGUACUUUCCAUUUGCCUUCUUGGAAUCCUGCUGCAUCACAGAAGCUGGAAGUUCUGAUGUUCCAUUGAAAUCACAAUGGAAAGUCUUGACUUGACUGGUAAGA